Messenger RNA from Zychaea mexicana, 1848 nucleotides. RefSeq lists its product as uncharacterized. Lineage: Eukaryota; Fungi; Mucoromycota; Mucoromycetes; Mucorales; Lichtheimiaceae. The transcript has 11 exons. Gene Ontology annotation, biological process: ubiquitin-dependent protein catabolic process. Gene Ontology annotation, cellular component: COP9 signalosome. The coding region runs from base 160 to 1638 and encodes 492 amino acids. The record is from RefSeq and is a predicted model, not a curated record.
GCAUGUAUCAAAAUAGAGUAUUUUAUGGACCAGUCAAAAUCUUGAAGACUCCGCACGACGCGCGUGAAGCUUUCAUUACGAUUCGGUUCAAUUGGACAUAACUCACUUUUUGUUUUCUGCUGCGCCCUUUCUCUGCACCCACCCUUUGAUUCAUACGUAAUGUCUGACCGACAACAGCAACAACAGCAACGACGUACUCAAAGCGGACAAGCCCCUGACAAUGCGCAAACCAUGCGGGCAUCCUCCGGAAGACCACAACAACAGGAACAACAGCAGCAACAACAAGACCCGCAACUAACCGACGAAGUCCUCGCGUUCAUUACUUCUGUCGAAGAGCAAGACACUGAUCAAAUGAAGUCAUUGGCGACAAAAUUGAUGCAACUUUCCGAGCCGCAAUAUCAAUCAGCGACUACGGGCAACCUGGAUCCACUUACAGUGCUGGAUCCUGCUGAGAAUAGUCUCGGAUUCCUGUUUUUCCUUACGGCUCGCUGUGCUGCUGUCACUGAUGCCGAUGUUGCCCAAUUCCUCGUCCAAGCUGUUGAUCACUUUGUACGUGUGUUUAAACCCGCGCAGCUGAUGUAUGCACCCGCAAGAAUCACCCAUAUUGCUCAUGCUUUGGAAAAUCUGUCCAAGGUGCUUCGAAACCCGGUCAUUCCUAUCGUACCGCUUAUGAUUGCCAUUGAAAGACUCACGCCUGAGAAGAAUACACUGACGUCAUUGCACGCUCCACUUGCAAAGGCGUCUGUGCUGGCCAAAAUGUAUCAUCAACCAUUGGAAGUGCUGGAUUAUGAUAUCGAGAACGUGAAUCCUACAGAUUAUGAUAUCUCGAUCAAGAGCUUCUUGUUAUACCACUAUUACAGCGCCAUGAUUUACAUUGGCAACAAGAGCUUUGAGCGUGCUAUUGAAUUUCUGGUUUUGGUCAUCUCGGCACCUGCUCAAGUCAUUAGCGCAAUCCAAGUCGAGGCUUACAAAAAGUAUAUUCUCACGUCUUUGAUCCAUUACGGUCGAGUUCCUCCGUUACCACGAUAUACAUCAGUUAUUCUGGAGAAACACUUCAAGAGCAAGUAUCCUGUAUACACUGAAAUCGCAGAUGCGUUCCAAAAUGGCCUUCCUCAACUCAGAACUGCGGUGGACACGCAUCGGGAAGCACUCACAGAGGACUCCCAUAUGGGCUUAGCCAAACAGUGUAUCGAAGCACUUCGUCGCAAAACAAUUAGACGGUUAGGCGACGUUUAUGUUACUUUGACGAUGGGUGAAAUGAUGACUUUGCUUGCUGAAAAGGAGAAGCGAGACGUGGAUGAAAGGGAGCUCGAAUGCAUGCUCGUUGCAAUGAUUGAGAAUGGCCAAAUCUCUGCCAGCAUAUCUUGUAUCUUGAACGAUGCAGGUCAGGUUAUCAAAAUGGUUCAUUUUGUGGAAGAAGAAGACAGUGGCAUACCCGUGAAUUUUGAAAGCCGGAUCACAGACGCUACCAACUUGCGAAAGAAGGUUUCUACUAUGGAUAAGGCAGAAGGUUUGAGCAAAGAAUUUCAAAGUAAAUACAUGAUGAUCAGCUCGCACGGUGAGCAUUUCCCGGUGCCGAUGGCAUAUGAUGAGGAUAUGGAUCUGCCUCUGGUUGAUGAUUCAAAAUUGUUCUCAUAAAUGUAGGAUGACUUGCAACAAAACAAAAAUGCAUACUACUCCUUCUUGCUUGGCUCAUUAAAUGCAAUUUUCCCUGUUUUCCCACCUAGUAAGAAAGUAUAAGGAUUAGCGUACAGAUUAUAUAUAAAAUGCCAUAGUAUGAUGAUGAUUCCCCGCCCUCCGGCUCCCUUUACAAAAUAAACAAGAAAUUGUACAUACUCUCACUAAGUG